Molecule: messenger RNA, 1565 nt
Organism: Tigriopus californicus
Lineage: Eukaryota; Metazoa; Arthropoda; Copepoda; Harpacticoida; Harpacticidae
Product: transcription factor JunB-like
Exons: 3
Coding region: 405-1247 (280 amino acids)
Biological process (GO): regulation of transcription by RNA polymerase II; regulation of cell cycle; regulation of cell population proliferation
Cellular component (GO): transcription regulator complex
Molecular function (GO): RNA polymerase II cis-regulatory region sequence-specific DNA binding; DNA-binding transcription factor activity, RNA polymerase II-specific; transcription factor binding
Source: RefSeq, a predicted model, not a curated record
CCAAAUGGCGCCAGCGACUUGGCACCAACCCACCACACCAAGGGAGUACGGCAGUAAAUCCUCGAUAUAUUCCACGUUCCUUGUUCACCCAAGCGUCCCGAAGGGAACGAAGACAACUUUUGCCAAUACAAACCCUGCUAGGGUGGUGGGUGAAUGUUCCAAAAUAGAAAUGGAAGCGGAUGGCGAUGGUCUUCGGAGUCUUGAACGAGGGUAGCUGACUUCCAGAGUCCAAACAGUAUCCAUUCAAUCAAGAGAUCCAUUGUUGGAAUUCGAUGAUGCCGCUUUAGGAUCGGUCAAGAAGCAAAUCUACUAUUGAGGAGUUCAAUAGAAAUGUGUGAAAGUGAAAUGAAGUGAGUGCUUCAACCUAGGACGACUUUUAUGUGUAAUUCAGGGCUACCACAGUUAUGGACGGAAACAAACCUGCUGGGGCUAUGGUCCCUGAAAACAACGGCACUAUUAUCGAAGAUGACCAACAACUGUACGAUUGGGGAAUCGAGAACCAACUAGAUCAAUACUAUCAUGGAAACAGCGGGGCUGGCCAUGGCCCUCAACAUAAUUCUUCAGUACUGCAUGGAGUACCCGAAAGCGAAUUACCUCAUCCAAGUUACCCUGAGCAAAGUUCUGGCCCCGGGUAUCUCUCGACACAUUCUCAUGACUUCCAACAAAGAUAUACAAAUAUGCCCCCACACCCGUCCUAUCAAGAUACCCAUUCCAUGUCCAAUUGCCAUGCUCCACCUUACUCCCCUGGCCAAGACACGGUUUCAAGUGGACAGAUGGAUGGCGACAGUGAUAUCAAAGCGGGAAUAUUCUCCCAAACCAAAGUUGGAAGGACCAUGAUGCCGCGAGUGGAUAUGGAUGCCAAUGAAGUUUUAAAGGUGGAACGAAAACGAGCCCGUAACAGACUGGCAGCCUCCAAAUGCCGAAUGAGGAAGUUGGAACGAAUUGCAGUCUUGGACGACCAAGCCCGGCAGUUGCGUGAAGAGAAUGAAAAACUUGCGUCCUUUUCGGACAAGCUCCGGGCCCAAAUCUAUGAAUUGAAGCAAGAAUUGCGGUGGCACGUCAAUAAUGGCUGUAAAUUGGUGAAUUCCGGUUCGAAAGCCCUGGCAGACGUGGCCAGUCCCGAUAGCACAACUUCUCAUUUGAAACACCACCCCACCAGCCAAAUUAUCAAGUCAGAUGGACGCCCAACCCAAGCACUUCUUACCGAGAAGCCGAAGAUCAAAACAGAAUGGUCUGAGGUUUCGUGAUUAUAUUGAUACCUUGCGAAGUGCAUCCCAUCUAAAAUGUGCAGAACAUAUUUUUAAUAAGAAACACGACAAUAUCCAUCCAAAAACACACAAUUUUGCAGUAUUUUUGGACAAAACUAAGCAAAAUAUUGAUGGCCAAUGAGAUCUUCAUAGUAAUAUUUUGACACGGUAUUUUUGCACAUGGUGCCGUCAAAUUUCAUUCUAAAUACAAUUCCAAUCCCAAAUGCAAUACAUGUAUAUUUUUGUCCUUCUCGCAAUUCUAUCCAUGACCACUUCUUUUUAAUCAUAGCUCAAUUCAGUUGGCUCAUCGUUAUUAUU